UGUUAGAUUAAAAAAACCUGGUGCUUUUGAGAUUCCUGGAUAAGACAAAGAGGUUCUGAAUUCUUUUUCCUGUUAUCUGGAAGUUAUCUGCUCUUCUCAGGUCCCCUCACUGAGGCUUUCCUUCCAAAGAUGUUCUGAUUGGCCACUGCUUUAACCCCCCCCCUUUCUUUGCAGGGGGGACCACGGCUGAAGAAUGACCUUCAAAUACUUGUUGCUCUUUCUGCUGUAUUUUGUGCAAGGAAUACCAUAUGGGCUACAGUCUGGACUGCUGCCGAUCUAUUUCCGAACAGUGGGCCUCUCCUUUAGCAAGAUCAGCCUCGUUAAGCUGCUUUAUUUGCCAUGGAUCCUCAAGGUGCUGUGGGCCCCCUUUGUGGACUUGUAUUUCACCAAGAAGACCUGGCUGUUGUUGACCAUGUGGGGCUUGGUCCUGACCUGCCUAGCCGCCUCCUUUAUAACACCGGAAGUGGACUUCUUCUGGGUGGCCAUCAUUCUACUGUUCAUGAACUUAUUUUCUUCCAUCCAGGACAUUGCAGCCGAUGGGAUCGCCAUCCAGCUGUUAGGACAUGAGGAGGUGGGGUUCGGCAAUAGCAUCCAGGUGGUGGCCUACAAGCUGGGCUCUGUACUGGCAGGAGGUGGCCUGCUCACUUUCCUCCAUCAUCUGGGCUGGGGAGCCCUCUUCCUGUACCUGGCUCUGUUGUAUGUUGUGGCCAUCAUACUCACCUCAAAAUUUCACUUGAGAUCCCCUUCCCAGGACAGCCACGCCAAGGACAGGAACUUGAGCCUUUGGCAUCUCCUCCAUGAGCUUGUCCUUGUGCCAGACACUCUGUGGACUGCUGGCUUUGUUUUCAUCUAUAAGUUGGGUGAACAGGGGUCGGUUUCCAUGUUCCCCCUCUUCCUUCUAGAUCACAGCUUCUCUCCCCAGAAGCUUGGCUUCUGGAACGGGAUUGUGGCCAACGUCUUUUCCAUUGCAGGCUCUUCACUGGGGGGCCAUCUGAUGUCAAAAAACAGGAAUUCUAACCCUCUGCAGACCUUGCUGACCCUCCGCUUUUGCAACCUGCUCUUCCAGACCUGGAUGUUAGUCACCUACACAGACAAGGCGGCUGUCUUUGAAGUGGCCGUGAUACUGAGCAUCUGUAUCCAGCACUUCAUUGGGGGGCUCAUCACCACGCUGGCCUUCAGCAAGAUGAUGCUCUGCACUCAGCAGGCAGCAGAGAAGAUCCAGGCCACUCACUACAGCCUUCUUGCUGCCUUGGAGGUCUCGGGCAAGCUGGCCUCCAGCACUGUGGCGGGCAGCCUGGUGGACUGGCUGGGCUUUCUGCAUGCCUUCGGGAUCUUCCUCACCCUCUCCUUGGCCUCCACGCUGUAUACGCUGUAAGCCAGAAUGGGGCAGAGGCCGCCCUGCCAGGAUCAGUCCGGUGCCACUGGCCAAAGAGAGGGAGGCUUCCUGGUUGUUCCUGCCCUCAAGGUGAAGCCCACUGAAGCCGAGGGCGUCUCAUUAAACCAACUGCCUCAC
Messenger RNA from Candoia aspera, 1513 nucleotides. RefSeq names its product major facilitator superfamily domain containing 3 (gene SLC33A2). Gene Ontology annotation, biological process: transmembrane transport. The transcript is spliced from 5 exons. Gene Ontology annotation, molecular function: transmembrane transporter activity. The coding region runs from base 194 to 1375 and encodes 393 amino acids. Gene Ontology annotation, cellular component: membrane. The record is from RefSeq and is a predicted model, not a curated record. Lineage: Eukaryota; Metazoa; Chordata; Lepidosauria; Squamata; Candoiidae.